Messenger RNA from Plasmopara halstedii, 2367 nucleotides. RefSeq names its product ribosome biogenesis atpase rix7. Gene Ontology annotation, biological process: ribosome biogenesis. The record is from RefSeq and is a predicted model, not a curated record. Gene Ontology annotation, cellular component: nucleus. The transcript has a single exon. Lineage: Eukaryota; Oomycota; Peronosporomycetes; Peronosporales; Peronosporaceae. Gene Ontology annotation, molecular function: ATP hydrolysis activity; RNA binding; preribosome binding. The coding region runs from base 1 to 2367 and encodes 788 amino acids.
AUGGAAGCCAAGAUAAGUUUCCAUGUCCGGCGAUACCUACGCGAGUGUGAGGAGCGAGGCGCACGACCAAGCGACACAACUGUCACUUCACACCUUCGUGAAACAUAUGCCGAGUAUCAGCGCAAGCCGCAAGGCGCUUUGCGUAAGGUCGUGGCCAAAGUGCUCAAGAAGUUGCAAGCUGAUAGCGAAACACCCAAGCGCUCGCGAUCCGAAAGCAAUACCGACGACGAAAUGCACACUCAGCUUUUAGAGCAACAGCAAGCCGCUUUAGGUGUUGGUAACUCGUUGAAUCGUGCAAUGCAACAAAAGUAUGCUGGCCAGAACGCUGAUAAAGUAGUUGUUAAGAAGAUAAAAUCCCUUCGACGACGCGUCGUUGGAAAGGAGGAUGACCAGGAUCGAAACAGUGAAUGUAGCAGAGGAUUUGUAGUAGAUCGACCCCGUACCAGGUAUAACGAUAUUGGAGGCAUUCAGGCCAUUCUGCAAGAAGUAAGAGAGCUCAUUGAGUACCCACUAACCCACCCAGAAGUGUACACACAUUUGGGCGUGGAGCCUCCGCGAGGUGUGCUGCUACAUGGACCUCCUGGAACUGGCAAAUCGAUGCUGGCUCAUGCUAUUGCAGGGGAGUGCGGUGCGACAUUUUUGAAGAUUUCAGCACCAGAAAUCGUGUCAGGCAUGUCUGGAGAGUCUGAGCAGAAGCUGCGGGAGCUUUUUGAUGAAGCCAUUUUAAGAGCGCCGUCUAUCAUUUUUAUCGAUGAGAUUGACGCAAUUACACCCAAGAGAGAAACUUCAGCACGUGGCAUGGAAAAGCGAAUUGUGGCGCAGUUGCUGACAAGUACUGACUCAUUGAGUUUGGAGAACACUGGUGGCAAACCAGUCGUUUUAAUUGGCGCCACUAAUCGACCGGAUGCACUUGACUCGGCUUUGCGUCGCGCAGGCCGGUUUGAUAGGGAAAUUUGUUUGGGAAUUCCAGAUGAGUUAGCAAGAGAGAAAAUUUUGCUGGUGUUGGCGCGUAAAAUGAAGUUAGAGGGCGACUUUGACUUCACCGCACUUGCUCGUCGAACGCCUGGAUAUGUCGGGGCAGAUUUGGUUUCUUUGACAAAGGAAGCUGCAGUGGGUGCAGUGAAUCGAAUUUUUACAAAUAUCAAUGCGGAAAAAAAGCUGACUGAAGAUUGUGUGGGGCUAGAAGAGCCGGAGGCAGACACAAUGGACAACGUUACGGAGAUGCCAGCGAAGCUACUAUGCGACGCGGAAGAGACUUCGGCAGCUGAUGAAUUCCGAGCACAAGUGAAACCUUUCACGGAAGCGCAGUUGGCCCCACUAAGCAUCACAAUGUCUGACUUUGAAACUGCAAUUCCAAAGGUUCAACCCAGCUCAAAGCGAGAAGGCUUUGCUACAAUCCCUGAUGUUACGUGGGAUGACAUCGGGGCUCUUGAUGAAGUGCGCGAGGAGUUGGCGCUUGCAAUUUUGCAACCGAUUGCUCACCCAGAACGCUUUGCAGCUUUGGGAUUGUCCAUGCCUGCUGGUGUAUUGCUUUACGGACCACCUGGUUGUGGUAAAACGUUGCUAGCCAAAGCUAUUGCACACGAAAGUGGAGCAAAUUUCAUAAGUAUUAAAGGCCCAGAGCUUCUUGAUAAGUAUGUUGGGGAAUCAGAGCGAUCAGUUCGUCAGGUUUUUCAGAGAGCUCGUGCUUCGUCUCCAUGUGUAGUAUUUUUCGAUGAGCUGGAUGCAUUAGCACCAAGGCGAUCGAGUGAUAGUGGUAAUGGUGUCAGUGAGCGAGUAGUGAACCAGCUUCUGACUGAGAUGGAUGGCUUAGAUAGUCGUCGCAACGUGUUUGUUAUUGCUGCAACGAACCGUCCGGACAUCAUUGACCCUGCAAUGUUACGUCCUGGUCGUCUGGACAAAUUGUUAUAUGUGCCGCUGCCACAAGCUUCAGAACGCCAUCAAAUUUUAAAGACGCUUUCAGCGAAAUGUAGUAUUGCACCAUCGGUACAGCUCCAGACUAUUGCUUCCGAUCCUCGCUGCGAAGGCUUUAGUGGUGCCGAUCUAAGCGCGUUGGUACGUGAAGCUGGUAUUACAGCAUUGCGUGAAACCAGGUUCUCAGCAUCGGAUGCAGAAGUCGUACCACUGAAAAUCGAACACCAUCAUAUUUUAAGUGCGUUCGACCGCGUAUUUCCUUCCGUAUCAAGGGCAGACCAGCGGAUGUUUGAUCAGAUGAAAAAGAAUCUUCGAAAGUCUCGCUCGUCUAUGACAAGGAGGUCAAGCAACACAACUGAGUCGUCUUGCACAGAGGCUUUAAAGGAAGAAGUUGCUUCAAAUGGUGAUGCGAUUGCAAAUUGCGAUGCUGACAUGAAUAUGAACAAGAGGUAG